Messenger RNA from Linum trigynum, 2328 nucleotides. Lineage: Eukaryota; Viridiplantae; Streptophyta; Magnoliopsida; Malpighiales; Linaceae. The record is from the annotation of a GenBank genome assembly.
GGAACGGACUUUCUGAUUAUCCUAAUCCUCUUCUCGUCAACCGUCGGCAGUUUUCGAGUUGCUCCUCUUCUACCAUUCUUCCUGCUUAAUCCUGCUGCUUCAAUUUUCCCAAUUUGUUAUUAGUUUGCCGCAAUUUCAACUCCCGCUCCCGGAGAAGACACUGCGCGGUCAGUGUUCGACGAAAUGCCGCAGUGAGCUGCGGAAAAAUCCUGCAGAGACUUGGAGAGGGGGAUGAGGUUGUCGCGGAGUCUACACGUCUGGAAGAUGGGGACGGUGAACUACUUGGAGGCGCUGAAGCUGCAGGAGAAGUUGGUCUCGGAGAGGAAAGCCCAGAAGAUCGGCGACACGCUUCUCUGUUUGCAGCAUCCUCCAACGUACACUCUGGGGAAGCGACGAACGGAGCACAACUUGCUCAUCUCCGAGUCCGAACUGAGGAACAUAGGGGCUCUGCUCCAUUACACCGAGAGAGGUGGAGACAUAACCUACCACGGCCCUGGUCAGGCGGUGCUGUACCCGAUUCUGGCUCUUCGGGAGAUUGGACUCGGGGCUCGGAAGUACGUCGAGCAGCUUGAGCUUACUAUGAUUGAGCUGGCGUCGCUCUAUGGAGUGAAGGCUUCUGCUGGAGAAAAAGGGGAAACUGGUGUCUGGGUUGGAGAUGGGAAAAUUGGUGCCAUUGGAGUUCGUAUCUCUGGCGGGAUCACUUCACAUGGAUUGGCGUUCAACAUUGACCCGGAUUUGAACUACUUCAAGCACAUUGUCCCGUGUGGGAUUGCGGAUAAGCGAGUUACUUCGCUGAGGAAGGAGACAGGUACGGUGCUUCUUACUGAAGACGUUGUUCAUGAUCAGUUGAUUUCAUGUUUUGCUAGAUUGUUAGGUUUUAGUGAUCUUAUCUGGAGGGGAAAUGGUUUAAGUUCUGAAACCAAAGAUUUGUGAUUUCUAAUUUUAUUCACGGGUUUAGAUAAGCCAUCUAAACUUUGCAUUCUCUGUGUGACUUGAUCCAUUGUAAGAACAAACUUGUUGAUACUCUAUGCUUAUGGCUCGGAUUACUUUGAUCCUUGUCUAAUUGAAGUGUAUAAUCCUGAACCAGAGAAUAAAAGAACAUAUUUUGAAUAAGAAAUUGAACUUUAUUCCGCAUCUUGACUCUACUGUUUCUUGAUUAGAUCUUGAAAACGAAGCACGCUUCUUGUGAGUAAGUCACAUGGAAGAUGAGAUUUCUCGAUAUCUUCCUGAACGAUACAAUAUUCGCAGUUAAGCCACUGGAUUGCUGAAUUCAGCACAAUGCUCUUUGUUCCCCCUUUUCUCAUUGAAUAUUGAUUGGUAGGAGGUUUCCACUUCCAAGCAGAUACUUCUCUAUUUUGUCUUCAAGUGACUACUAAAUCCACGUUCUAUAACUGAAGCAUCUUUGAAAUUUUGGAAAUCUGCAGUCUUGAUGGAAAUUUUGAAUACAAGUACACACAUAGCAUAGAGUCACCAACUGCUGAACUGAACCUAGUUCCAGACUAUGUUAAAUAUGGAUGAAGCGAUCAAAAUGUAAGUUAGAGAAGAUCUCCACUAGAACCAAUUACCUACAGCAAAUUAGUCUAUGUGCUAUGAAUCUAGAUUGUCAUUGUGUAGAGACACUGGUUGGUUCAGGUCAUUAAGGGCAGGUUAUCACAGCUAGUCUUAGCUGGAUUUAUGUACUCUUCAUGAGGUACAGCAGUAAUAAGCCAUUUAGUUUAUCAAAAAGGGAAGGUCAGAGAAAAAGGUGAAUUAUUUGUUCUCAUCUGACUCAUCACAUGAUACUUUCACUUUUAUAGUUAGAUGGGCUGCAGAUUGGUAAGACAAAUAUAAUACUCAAUUCAUCAUCACAUGGUUAGCUGCUUCCAAGCUCCUACCUAAUCAAAAGGCAUACCACUAGCAUAAUGAUACAAUUGAACAUGUAAAUUGAAAAUUGUUGAAAAUUUAUCAUCUAUGAGAAUGCGAUCACAGGGGCCAGUCAAGUGAGACUACUAUCAUAAUCGAAUGCAUAUUACACAUUGAACACUUUCUGUUAUUUUAUACCUCAUUGACAGAAGCAUUGUUAAUUUGAACCACAUGUUUUCAGUAGACUGGAUCUGAGUAUCUUUUUGAAAUCUGCGAGGUGUAUGAACCAAUUGUUGUUUGACUUGGUCCAAAAAGGGUCUAGAUCUACUUCUUUUACUCUUUGAUGUGAUAUGGUUAUACCAUCCAUGCAUUUAGUUUCUUUACUGUCUUAAGCUUCAGAAUGUUUGACACCAAGUAAAGGUUAGCAGAGAUUAAAUAUAUGGCAGACCGUUUUCGCAGUCUUGGGAUUAAAUAUACUUCUUAAGA